Molecule: messenger RNA, 2409 nt
Organism: Lathyrus oleraceus (garden pea)
Lineage: Eukaryota; Viridiplantae; Streptophyta; Magnoliopsida; Fabales; Fabaceae
Product: probable serine/threonine-protein kinase PBL1
Exons: 5
Coding region: 296-2074 (592 amino acids)
Biological process (GO): protein phosphorylation
Molecular function (GO): protein kinase activity; ATP binding
Source: RefSeq, a predicted model, not a curated record
AAAAUUAGGUGAUUUUGAUUUUUUAGCACAUUGAUUUUUUACUUACCAUAUGAAACAAAUUUCAAGUCUUUCUCUACAGUUUUCAUGUUUCCAAAUGUGAAUUUUUUUCUCCUUAUCACAAAAUUAAAAUAUUCCUCCCCCUAAUGACACAUUUUUAAAUAUACUUUCUUUUGACUUUAUAAAUACGUAAAUACAUGAAAUAAUAUUUUUCACUCUUGAGUUGAAUGAGGUGCUGAUAUCUGGUUUCUUUAUAGAGUUAAACAGUUCUAUACAAAAACCAAAUUCUGCAUAGAAAAUGGGAUGUUUAACUGUCAUUAAGAACAUGAAGAAAAGGUAUGAAAAAUCCAAAUCACAAAGUGGAAGUCGUAAUGAGCAGUUAUCUACAGCACUGCCUCAACUUCAAGCUUCUCGCUCAUUACACUUCAAUCCUCGAAAUCCAAAGACUAGCGGGAAAUCCCCAAACCCGGUUACCCGAGUUACCAACAACAGAACAAGAGCGUUAUCCGCUCCAUCAGCUCUUGAAGCUGCAGAACAAGAAGCUCUAGCCUCAAUUGAGCAAGAGGAACGAGAAAUGCCGAAAACUCUAGCGAGAUUAAUGAGGGAGCCUCGUGUACCUAGUCCAGUACCUUGUCCACUACCCUUACCUCUUCCAUCUCCUGGAAGAAGGGGUCCAUUGAAGUUAAAGAUGGCUAGUGAUCCUUUCUAUGCUUCUGGCUCGGCUAUUGAUACAGCAGAACAAGAUGGUUUUGAAACAUUUCAGUAUGAUGCGCGAGAAUGGUCUAAAAAACGAGACAGGUCCGUGAAGAAACAGCAUCUAGCUACAGCUACUCCACUACCUUUACCACCUAUAGGAAGAUAUCCAUCGAAGGCUACUACUAGCAGCUCUAAGUCGGGAACAGUUACUGAUUCGGUUCGUUUCUUUCUGUAUGAGGAAAUUGUCGCUGCUUGUCACAAUUUCCGUUGGGAUAGAUGCAUGUCAGAAUGUUUUUCUUACACCUUAUAUAAAGCUUCCUUUUUUCAUGAAGCUUCAUGUAAGAAGCUUAAAGCCAUUGUCGCGCGCCUUCACCCAUCAAGUCAGGACUUGAGGGAAUUCAUGAAUGAGGUUAGUACUCUCUCAAAACUGCAACACCCGAACAUCUGUAAAUUGCUCGGAUUUUAUGCAAGCGAUACCUCUGAAACAAGGAUGUUAGUUUAUGAGAGGCUAAGCAAUGGGAGCUUGGACAGUCUGUUGUUCGGGAGAUCUGAUGGCUUCUCGAUUGAUUGGAACACAAGAAUGAAAAUCGCCUUCUCUGCUGCACAAGGUCUUACUUAUUUGCAUGAGGAAGGGCCUUUUAAGCAGGCCAUGUAUAAUGAUUUUUCAGCAGUGAACAUACAGAUUGAUUUAGAUUUCAAUGCAAAGCUUUCAGGAUAUGGUUUUGUUGGACAUAUUGCUGAGUUAAAGUUUUCAAGAAGUUCAUCUGCGUCAGGGAAUCUUUCUGUGGAGACAAUGAAAAAAGGAAAGCUUACUCCAAAGAGCAAUGUAUGGAGUUUUGGAGUUGUUCUUCUGGAGCUACUCACCGGAAGAAAGAAUUUUGACCUAAAUCUUCCCAAGAGAGAUAGGAACUUAGUCAGAUGGUGUCAGCCUUUCUUAGCUGAUAACUUGUCUGUGAUCAUGGAUUCUCAACUUGAAGGUCGGUUUCCGCCCAAAGCAGCAAGAAUAGUAGCUGGCAUUGCGCAAAGAUGCCUCCAAAAGGAACCAUCAGAAAGACCAACCAUGAGAGCCAUUGUUGAGGAUCUCAAAAUCUUAAUAGAUAUGCAGUACCCUCGUUGGUUCCCACUGCAUGAGCCGGCCGCUGUGUACGGAAGGCAAAUGGAAAGAUCACUAAGUGUCGACGGUAUCAAUCAUGGACGUAGUUUGGGUUUCUCUCCGCCAUGGCUACCAUCAAUCAGAGCAUCUAUUUCACAUCCUCCAAGAUGGUCUUCUGUUCCCGUAGCGCUUCCUUCUCCUCUUGCUCCUUCCUCCAAUGUCAUUACUGAGGAGAUCAUUAGGGAGGAAAGUACAAAGCAAUCAUCCUCAGUAUCAGAGAAAGCUUAGUUUUGUAGGCAAUUGAAUUUCUCUAUUUUCAUUAUUUUUAUUGAAUUGCCAGUUUAGUCAAUAAAUUUAUAAGUGUCAAACAUUUUAGUUCCUUACUGAAUUUUUCAGUGAAUUUUAAAAUUGAAAAUCUUCAAUCACAUUAGUCUUUGGAGAUGAAAUCAAAGUGUGAUUAAAAAUAAUAAAUUUGAAUAUCAUUUUAGAAUUCCGGUCAUGUUAAGACCAAAUUGUAUCAGGGCUUCAAUUUUAUGGAACAAGUUUGGAAUUCACUAGAUAAUGUUUUGUUUUAUUUUGGCAAUAAAAUUUGGGGGUGUCUAGGGUUGAUAUGAUCUAUCAUA